CCAAGAAUCCUCCCAACCCCAUUAUUUGCUGAGUUCCCUUUUUAUACUUCUGCUUUUACCAAUGCUUAUCUCACCUCACGCCCACCUCCUAGACAUCCUCUCUCUAUAUAUAAACUCGAGUCCCAGACAGCUUUUCUUCACUCUCGUCUUUUAAUUCCUUCAUAGUUUGGGAUCGAAAUCCGAGAUGGGUUCACGAUUCCAAGCUUUGUUCUCUGUGAUUUGCUUUCUUCUGCUGUUCCUAAAGCAAGCAAGAACAGAGCAGUUUUAUAAUGAGAGCAGCUUGAGUAAUAUAAAGCUAGCGGGUGGCUGCAAUUUGUUCCAAGGGAGUUGGGUCUACGAUGCUUCGUAUCCUCUCUAUGAUUCUUCGAGCUGUCCCUUCAUAGAUCCAGAGUUUGAUUGUGAAAAGUACGGUAGACCCGAUAGGCUCUAUCUCAAAUACAGGUGGAAGCCCAACAGCUGUGAGGUUCCGAGGUUUAAUGGGUUGGAUUUUCUGAGGAGAUGGAAAGGGAAGAAGAUAAUGUUUGUGGGUGACUCUCUGAGUGUGAACCAGUGGCAAUCGUUGACAUGCUUGCUUCACUCUUCCGUGCCCAACGCCAAGUACACACUGACCAGGAACGAGCCGCUCUCCUCAGUAACAUUUGUGGACUACGGAGUUACGGUGUUGCUAUAUCACACUACAUACCUAGUGGAUAUUGUUCCUGAAAAAGUUGGCCGGGUUUUGAAGCUGGACUCAAUCGGGGCCGGUAAUGCAUGGAAAGGCAUGGACAUGUUGAUCUUCAACACGUGGCACUGGUGGACCCACAGAGGAAGUAGCCAACCGUGGGAUUACGUACAAGACGGAGGUAAAUUGUACAAAGACAUGGACCGUCUGAUGGCAUUUUAUAAAGGGCUGACCACUUGGGGCCGAUGGGUCAACGCGAACGUAGACCCCACCAAAACCAAAGUGUUUUUCCAGGGGAUCUCUCCCACCCAUUACCUAGGAAAAGAUUGGAAUCAAGCAAGGAGGACUUGCAGCGGGCAGACACAGCCGCUGUUGGGGUCGAGCUACCCGGCAGGUACGCCUCCGGAGGUGAUAGUUGUGAACAAAGUGUUGAGUCGACUAAGAGUACCAGUGUAUCUGCUGGACGUGACCAGGCUCUCACAAUUGAGAAUAGAUGGACACCCGACGACCUACAGUGGCAACCACAAGGGCUUGGACUGCAGCCACUGGUGCCUGCCUGGACUCCCCGAUACCUGGAACCUGCUCCUAAAUGCAGCUCUCAUCCUUUGAACACAAGGACCAGCAGAUGGCAAUGUGUAAACCCUAAACAAAAUCUCAUUAUUUGUACACUAUUUCAGUGCUGGGUGAAGUUUUCCUGUGAUUUUUCUUUUUAUAUGUUGCUUGUAGUGGAAUGAAUAUGGGCAAUAAGAGGGAUGGUGCACAAAAGAAAAAGAAAAUUGUAAAGUAAUUUGUUCAAUCCCUGUAAAAGUGCAUAUUGGAAUUAUUAUCAAUUUCAUUUGCAGCAGGAGAAAGUGUAUUGAAUAUUAGAUAUUUUUUCAAGUCAAAGAAGUAUUGAAUGAUAAGAGGGAUGGUGCACAAAGAA
This is a messenger RNA of Nelumbo nucifera (sacred lotus), 1583 nucleotides long. RefSeq names its product protein trichome birefringence-like 39. Gene Ontology annotation, molecular function: O-acetyltransferase activity. The record is from RefSeq and is a predicted model, not a curated record. Lineage: Eukaryota; Viridiplantae; Streptophyta; Magnoliopsida; Proteales; Nelumbonaceae. Gene Ontology annotation, cellular component: Golgi apparatus.